AAAAGAGGGUGAAGCGGUAAAAUGGCGUCGGCCGGGCCUGAGCCUGGGGGGAGCAGCGGCGUUUCCUCAGCUUUCAGCUUCCUUUGCUGUUCACUGAUGCCUUCCCGAAGAUGUAUGGGGACACCCGGGACAGCAACACUUAAAAAAACACUCGAGUUGCCAGGUGCCUCUGGGCACUCCUCACAGACAAUCAAGAAAGGCCACAGGGGUGUGGAUUCCACCGGCGAAACCACGUACAAGAAGACAACUUCGUCGGCCCUCAAAGGUGCCAUCCAGCUUGGGAUCACCCACACGGUGGGGAGCCUGAGCACCAAGCCAGAGCGAGAUGUCCUCAUGCAAGACUUCUACGUAGUGGAGAGCAUCUUCUUCCCGGGUGAAGGCAGCAACCUCACCCCGGCCCAUCACUACAACGAUUUCCGCUUCAAAACCUACGCUCCUGUCGCCUUCCGCUAUUUCCGUGAACUGUUUGGGAUCCGGCCAGAUGAUUACCUGUGCUCCCUUUGCAGUGAGCCCCUCAUCGAGCUUUCCAACUCCGGAGCCAGCGGCUCCAUCUUCUACGUCUCCAGCGACGACGAGUUCAUCAUCAAAACAGUUCAGCACAAAGAGGCAGAGUUCUUGCAGAAGCUGCUGCCGGGUUACUACAUGAACUUGAACCAGAACCCCCGGACCCUCCUCCCCAAGUUCUACGGCCUCUACUGUGUGCAGGCUGGCGGCAAAAACAUCCGGAUUGUGGUGAUGAACAACCUGCUGCCCCGCUCGGUGCGCAUGCACCAGAAGUACGACCUGAAAGGCUCCACCUACAAGCGCCGGGCUUCCCAGAAGGAGCGGGAGAAGGUCUUCCCCACCUACAAGGACCUGGAUUUCAUGCAGGAUGUUGUCGACGGCCUCUUCCUGGACGCUGACAUGUACAGCGCCUUGUGCAAGACCCUGCAGAGAGACUGCUUGGUUUUGCAGAGCUUCAAAAUCAUGGACUACAGCUUGCUCGUGGCAGUCCACAACCUCGACUUGGCUCAGCGGGAGCGCGCCGUGGCGGAUGGGGUGGCCGUGGCAGACACACGGCGGCCAGCCCCCCAGAAGGCCCUGUACUCCACAGCGAUGGAGGCCAUCCAAGGGGAAGCCCGGCGAGGUGGCACCAUUGAAACGGAUGACCAGAUGGGAGGGAUCCCGGCCCGGAACGCCAAAGGGGAGAGGCUGCUUCUCUACGUGGGGAUCAUCGAUGUGCUGCAAUCUUACAGGUUCAUUAAGAAGUUGGAGCACUCGUGGAAAGCCCUUGUUCAUGAUGGGGACACGGUUUCAGUUCACCGGCCCAGUUUUUACGCGGAAAGGUUCCAGCGGUUCAUGUGUAACGUUGUCUUCAAGAAAAUCCCUUUUAAAUCUUCCCCUUCGAAAAAGAGCCGGUCUGGUGCAGGACCUCCCCGGCGGCCAGGCCAGGGUGGCGCCCCAUCCCAGGUGCAAGGGCUGUGCGAGGCAAAAGCGCAGUUCACGAUGGAGGCGGAAGUCGAGCAAGGUUCCCAGCUGGGCCGCCCUGACCUUCUCCCCCACACUCCCCUUGCAGAGGAAAUAAACAGCGACUCAGCUGCCACAACCUUAUCCACCUCCUCCUUGGGGAGCAGAAGCCACGAUUCACCAGCCAACAGGUCGAUAGGAGUGGAAGUGCACAAAUCAGGCUACAGGCAGAGCUAUGCAGACAUGUGUUCUAGCAAGACCAGGUUCAGCCUCAGCAGUAGCCGUAGGUCACAGGAAAACAGCUUAUCUUCAGAGGUAGCUAGUUCAACGUUCUCCCAACAUUUCUCCAGGACUCUCCGCACCAGGACGUCCCUCUGAGCUGACGGAGCAAUUUGAAGACUUGCCAGAGACAGAGAUAAGCUUCUGAAAUAUCAUGGGGUGGAUUCCUUCUUUAGACGUGAGCGGAAGACUUUCCUCCAUGCUCUCUGCGUUGCCUGUGGAGCACUGAACCUCCAGCCCUUCCCA
This is a messenger RNA of Lacerta agilis (Sand lizard), 1971 nucleotides long. It is a transcript of the gene PIP5K1A, whose product is annotated as phosphatidylinositol-4-phosphate 5-kinase type 1 alpha. The coding region runs from base 22 to 1824 and encodes 600 amino acids. The transcript has 19 exons. Gene Ontology annotation, molecular function: phosphatidylinositol kinase activity. The record is from RefSeq and is a predicted model, not a curated record. NCBI's taxonomy places the organism in Eukaryota, Metazoa, Chordata, Lepidosauria, Squamata, Lacertidae. Gene Ontology annotation, biological process: phosphatidylinositol metabolic process.